GAAAUCAGCCACACGAGCCGCUCAUGCGCCUCAGAAUUCUGAUCUUAGUCGAGUUUGAAGCGUCUUACGGAACACUGAUAUUUUCAAUUCAUAAACAAAACCGAACGCGUUUUUUUUUCGAGAGUGACUGAGUGAACGGAAUAUUAAAUUCUCACCAAUCGAAAAUUUCAACUGAUUUUCUCCGGCUGAUGCUUGUGAAUUUUAAAAUAAAAAUCGAUCCAGUCUUGCAACACUUCGGGGUUUUCGAAAGGGCGGAGGGUUUAGCGGUGCAACAUAAAUAUGGCGUGCCCAAAUGGCAAUGAACUAUACAACGACAGCAGUCAGGAUGGAGAUCAGCUAACUGAUGGUCCGGGUAAGGGUCUCCUCUACGCCGAGUACCUCCGCCUGGACAAGAUCCUUUCCGCCCAAACACUCCUCAGCGCGGUUUACGAUAAAGAGGUUCAUGACGAGCACCUCUUCAUCGUGACACAUCAAGCAUACGAAUUAUGGUUCAAACAAAUAAUCUACGAACUGGACUCGGUGCGAGGACUAUUCAGUCCCGAGAAGGACUUCAUAUCCGACGGUAAUGACGGACUAUCAGAAGCGAUGAAUUACCAGAGGCUGGACGAGUCCAGGACGCUGGAGAUCCUCAAACGACUGAACCGCAUCGUCCUCAUACUGAAACUUCUCGUUGAUCAAGUAACAAUAUUGGAAACCAUGACACCUCUCGAUUUCAUGGCUUUUCGCGAUUAUCUCUGCCCCGCGUCUGGCUUCCAGUCCCUCCAGUUUCGACUAUUGGAGAACAAACUCGGGGUGAAGAGUGAGCAUCGCGUACGGUACAACCAGUGCUACACGAGGGUUUUUGGAAAGCACCCGGAGGACAUCAACGCGAUCAAAAAAUCGGAGAAUGAACCGAGCCUGAGUUCACUGGUGCAGGGCUGGCUGGGAAGGACACCCGGGCUCGAGGACACUUGUGAGUUCAAUUUCUGGGGAAAGUACAGAACUGCUGUGGUCCGAAUGCUGGCUGAUCAGGAUGAACUAGCUCAGGAACAAACGAAAGAUCCUGUGCGGAAACACAUGUGUGCCAAUGUGGCGGCCAAAAGAGCGAUUUUUGAAACUGUUUUUAAUGAACCCCUUCAUAAUGCUCUUGUAGCGAGGGGUGAACGACGAUUCUGUCAUGCGGCACUCAAGGGCGCUAUAAUGAUAACGCUUUAUCGUGAUGAGCCGAGAUUUAGUCAGCCCCAUCAAAUACUCACAGCACUGAUGGACAUAGACUCAUUAAUUACAAAAUGGAGAUAUAAUCACGUGAUUAUGGUGCAGAGGAUGAUUGGCUCCCAACAAUUCGGCACGGGAGGUUCUUCCGGCUAUCAUUACUUGAAAUCAACCCUCAGCGAUAGAUACAAAGUCUUCUUGGACCUCUUCAAUCUCUCCACCUUCCUCAUCCCAAGGAAUUUGAUUCCACCGCUGACCAAGGAGAUGAAAUCAAAACUGUCAAUCGCGUGGGGCUGUCUCGCUAUCGAGGAUGAGUCGUCGGAUCAAACGGUCUCCGAGAGCUCCGUGGAGGGUUCAUUGUGAGAUUAAUGACACAACUGUCUAAUCCAAGUCUCCAAUACAAUAAAAAUAUUAGAAUGUUAUUUGGGUUAAAAAAUAUAUUAAUAGUCUGGAGAUUCGUUAGAAAUUGAACACAAGUCAAUAGCCUUCAAUUUUCUUAUCCAAUUGACUUUAUUAUGUUUUUUUCCUCUCGGAUAUAAAGGUUACUUAAGUAAAUAAUUCAUGGUACGUCGUUUCUCUCUUUUAACAUACAAUAAAUUAAAUAAUGACAUCCA
Diachasmimorpha longicaudata is the source of this 1805-nucleotide messenger RNA. It is a transcript of the gene vermilion, whose product is annotated as tryptophan 2,3-dioxygenase. The transcript is spliced from 7 exons. Bases 280 to 1554 code for a protein of 424 amino acids. Lineage: Eukaryota; Metazoa; Arthropoda; Insecta; Hymenoptera; Braconidae. Gene Ontology annotation, molecular function: L-tryptophan 2,3-dioxygenase activity; heme binding; metal ion binding. The record is from RefSeq and is a predicted model, not a curated record.